This is a messenger RNA of Anguilla anguilla (European eel), 3619 nucleotides long. Its product is annotated as C2 domain-containing protein 2. The coding region runs from base 1162 to 3237 and encodes 691 amino acids. The record is from RefSeq and is a predicted model, not a curated record. The transcript has 15 exons. NCBI's taxonomy places the organism in Eukaryota, Metazoa, Chordata, Actinopteri, Anguilliformes, Anguillidae.
UGAAACCAAGCAAACAAUAAUAUCCAAGCAAUAAGUAGACUAAAAUCAUCUGUGAAUGGGUCUUUGGGGCCGUUCCUGUAACUCUGGCGUGGUCACACAACAAAUGUGCCGUUGCUUCUUUAAGAAGUCAAUAUGCAUUCUGGGAAUGGAUGUGUCGUUGCCGCUUUAAGAAAAUGCUAUGCAUUCUGGGAAUCGUAGUCUGUGCUAGUUACACAUUGCCACAUAGAUCACAUUUGAAGACUUCACACGGUGGCUGUGUGACCGGGGAGAGCGAAGUCGGACUGCGACGGGAGUUUUCAUUCACAAGAUUCGCCAGUGAUGUCCAGAGGUCCUCCCAGGAAUUUUUAUUUGAAUUUUAAAACCACUACGUAUAGCUCGAUUAUGCAAACCAGAUCAUGUUGACGAGUUUGUAGUUGCCUGUGUCGGUAGCUAGUUAAUCAGCCGACACUACCCAAGGAAGUCUACCCGGGCUUAGUUAGGUAGCAAGCUAGCUAGCGGACACCAGCUAACGACGAGUUAACGACGGAGGUCGCAAAUCUUGACAAUGCAGCGUUGGAUCCGCUGUUGUAGGCUACUAGUUAAAAUGCUGCAGGCCCGCACGGUGGUAAUUAUGUAGCCAUUUGGCUAAUUUAGCCAGGUAAAUAAACUAGCUUGAUUGAACGUUGGCCGUUUUUCAGACAGGUUUACAAAUAUUUAGACAACUUGGCUGACAAAUAUACCCCCUCGCUGACGAGCUGUUUUCCUCAUUCAGUUUUGCAUUCCUAUAGCUGGCGCUUCGCAAGCGUCAUCUCAACUUAUUAGCUAAUGUAGCUAAACCAUUUGUGUUGUGUUCAGGUUCAUACGUAAGACUAUUUAGGUUGCUCGUCUUGAAUGAGCAAGAACUGGAGUUAUCGACAAGUUAAGCUCCAUCAAGCUAGCAUUGAUUGUUAAACAACUACAUUCGUGCUAGCCAUCUCAUUCAAACAAGCCGAGUUUAACUACCGUUGGGUAAUGCUAGUUAUGCAGUUGGCACUUUUUAAUCUUAUUUUGUUUGGGCUAGAUUUGAGUGCAUUUUAGCUAUUAUUAACUAUAGGGAACAAAAGACCAAAGUUGAAUUUCACCGGCGAGCGAACCAAUGUUUUAUACUUUAAAAAGGGUGCUGGUUAGUCAGCUAAAGUAAAGAUGUCUUUCAUAGAAAGUUUCCUGGCAUAUUUUAAUUUAAGCAGUUUACAGUGGCUAUGUAUGGUCACAUUGUUCAUCGCUUCUGUUGUCACGGUGCUUGUGUAUUUUGUGCAAUAUUUUUUCGGCGAUUUGCGAGCUGGUACCGUUAGUAAACAUGAAAUCCGAAAUUGGGACGAAGCGGACGCCCUGCUGAAUUGGGCGCUGUCACUGAAAAGCUGGAGGUGUCAGUGGAAAAAAUCCUGGAUUCGAGCCCUGAACGAAGAAGCGAAGAAGCCCACGAGAGGUGUGCAGAUAACGUUUGAAGAGGAUGAUGUUCAGGCUUCCGAUCUGGCGGUCAGCCACGUGUCAAGCUUUAGAAAAUCCACCGAGUUGAAGAAUGUGCGCUGCCGGGUGGUGGGAGAGAAACUGCAGGCCUCCUUCACGGCGGCUCGCACGGAAGCCUCGUCGGCCGGCCCCCAGAGGUACAACGUCAAGAUCUCUCCGCUUCAGCUGCAGCUGGACCUGCAGAUGCGGGAGGUGUCGGAGGAGGUGCAGGUGGCGUGGACGCUGUCCAACCUGGAGGUGUGGGAUCUGCAGCUGACGCCCAGCCACACGCAGAGCGGUGUCGUGGACCCCAGCGUGUCUGAGAUCAGGGACAGACUGCGGCAGGUCCUGUGUGGAGCUCGCCCCUCAGUACUGCUGAGCAGCCGGCCUGCCCAGCCUGCAGAGCUGAAGGACGCGCGGGCCAAGGCGUCUCAGGUGGCGUCCCCACCCAAGCCCCCCCGGGCACACGACUGGAAGCUGCUGGUGAAGAACAUCAGGGUGACGGGCGGGCAGGAGGACGGUGCUGCAGGCAGCACAAACCCAUACUGCGUCCUCCAGCUGGACGACCCGCCCCAGAAGGUCUCCACGUCCGUGUGCAGGAGCACCUCCAGCCCCUCCUGGGACCAGCCCUAUAUCUUCGAGCUGAGCGGGCGAUCAAAAGAGCUCAUCAUUCAGGUCCUGGACGAGGGGCAGCCGCAGGAGAGUGCCCUGAUUGGCCAGGUUUCCGUGCCCUUUGACCUCGUUAAGAAGCAGCCCAAAGGACAGCAGACGUUUGCACUUUUGAAUAAGGACCAAGAGGCCGGGACACUCUCCACUGAGUUCAAGUAUCUGGAGCCCAGCGAGGUGCGGUCCUGGCAGACCCCCACCCCCGCCCUCACCAAAAAGGUGGAGAUGGACCGCACGGUCAUGCCCUGCGGCACCGUGGUCACCACCAUCACCGCGGUCAAGAGCAAGCCGGGCCGGACCCUGCCCGCCGCGCUCAACGGAGAGUCCCCCUUGAAGGCUCCGCCCAAAUCCAAGCUGUCUGGGAGACGAGUGUCCGAGCAGCACUCUGUGUCUGGAGCCACAGUCAGCAAGGCCCUGUCCUCCUCAGACACAGAGCUCCUGAUCCUGAACGGGACGGACCCCGUGGCCGAGGCCGCCAUCCGCCAGCUCCACGAGUCGGCCAAGCAGAAGCUCAAGUCCCCCGUGAGGAAGAGCACCAUCAUCAUCUCGGGCGUGGCUAAGACUCCUCUGUCUCAGGACGAUGAGAUGGCUCUGAUGGCUGGAUACGCGGCCGCCAUGGACGCCUCCAUGACCGAGGGCCCCAGCUCCGCCUCCUCGGGGGCCACAGGGGGCGCCCCCACCGAGGCCCCGAGCCUGGCGGGCCCCCGGGAGGGCCCCGACGGGGCGGGGACCGAGGAGAACUGGGACGGCCAAUCGGAUCACGACCCCGACGCCGACAAGAAGUCCGCGCUGUCCCUGUGCAUUUCGGAGUCGGGUUCCAAAAAGAGUAAAGAGGAAGCCUGUGCUAAGCAGACAGUAUUACCGGCCCAGCAGCUUCCUGCGCAAGAGCGCCAAGCUCUUCUUCCGCCGCCGGCACCAGCAGAAGGACCCGGGCAUGAGCCAGUCGCACAACGACCUGGUGUACCUGGAGCAGCCGACGGGCGUGGAGAAGGAGCGCCGCACCGCCACCUUCAGCCGCAUCAUCAACAGGAAGCUGCACCCCAAGAGCAAGAGCAAAGCCAACGGCUCAGCGGGCGACCCGCACGCCUGACCCCGCCCCUGCCCUGAGCUGAGAGCGGGGGGGGGUGAGGGGGGGGUGGCCAGCCUCUGCCCAGGCUCCGCCCCUGCCCUGAGGAGGGGGAGUGGCUUCUACACUGACCCUGCCUCUGCCCUGAGGAAGGGGCGUGGCCUCUGAUCUGACCCUGUCCCUGCCCUGUGGAAGGGGUGUGGCCUCUGUACUGACCCCGCCCCUGCCUGGAGUUAGGGGUGUGGCCUGUGCACUGACCCCACCCCUGCCCUGAGGAAGGGGUGUGGCCUGUACACUGACUCAAACCUUGCCCUGAGGAAGGGGUGUGGCCUCUGCACUGACCUCGCCCCCCUCUGGUGGUUACGAGAGAGAGGGAGAGGACCCUUUAAGUACUCGAUGGAGAAUGGGUGUGGACACCACCUU